Messenger RNA from Cinara cedri, 7127 nucleotides. The record is from the annotation of a GenBank genome assembly. Lineage: Eukaryota; Metazoa; Arthropoda; Insecta; Hemiptera; Aphididae.
AUGUUACUUAGUAGUGAAGAUGAAAGUCAACAAGUUAUUCAAAUGGAAGCAAAUUCAUUAAGUAGUACAGAUAUUAAUCAUGAACACCAAGGUAUUGAGAGUUCGCUUUCAGCAGAAUUUACAAAUCUUGAAAUGAAUCAUUUAAAUACUUGUAAAGUUAAAAAGAAAAAUGCUUCUAAUAAUGUUCCAGUUUCAUUUGGUAUACCUACAAUUUAUAAACAAUUUGCUAAUGAACUACUAUUACAUAAUAGUACUACAGGAAGGUUUUUACAAAACUGUGUUUGCGUUCUUUUAUCACCUGAAAUUAACCGGUGCAUUGAAUGCUCUAUUUUUUCGAAUAUAAAUAAAUCAAUGAAAUAUGAUAAUGAUACUAUUGAUAAUAUUCAGUGCCGGUUUUAUGCUUUUCGUGAGUUGGAAAUAAAAUCAAAAAAGUUAACAAUUGCUGGAUUUCCUGAUCCAUUUAAAAAUGCAACUAAAUUAGAUUUUGAUCUUUGGAAACCUGGUAAAGUCUUGUUUACUCCCAGUGAUUUCAAAAUUCGAGCUUCAAUAAAAAUUUUAGAAAAUAUAGGAGGUCAAUUAUGCAAAGUUAUUCAAGAUGAAAAAGAAGCAUUAAAAUUAAAUUGGUCAGAGACACAAAAUAAUAAAAUGCCAAUAUGGAAAAAACUUUUGAAAGGUGUAAGAGAAAUGUGUGAUCCGUGUAAAACAACAAUAUUCAAUUAUCACUGGUCCUGUCUUACAUGCGGGUUUGUAGUUUGUAUUGAUUGUGUUAGGAACGAACUUGGAGCUAAUAAAUCUACAACACAAGGUGUAAAUUUUAACCAAGAUAAUCCAGCUUGGUAUUUGUGUUCCAACAAUGAAAUACAUAAGUUUGAUCAACUUAAUAUUACACAAAUAAUGGCUGGUGAUUCCUUAGACUAUAUUUCAACACUUAUGCACAAUGAGUGUAUCAAACAUCAAAUACCUUUAAAAUGUAAAUGCAGUUAUCGUAUACCAAAAAUGGAAUUCCCACCUAUUAACUGUAGUCAAUUUGAGACCAAAAUUCCUGAAAACAUGAUAGAAGAAAUUUUUCCAGAAGAUUCUGAAUGUAAAGAUACACUUUUUUCUUGUUAUGAAGAUAUUGUAAAUAAACAUUUUGAUGAAAUUGAAUAUAAUUAUAAAAAAGAGUCACUGCCCAAAUUAACAAAAAUGAUAGACACAAAUAACUUUAGUAGCCCUCCUCACAGGUGGUUAUGUAAUGGAUUAAUAUUAAAUUUAUUAGAACCACACAUGCAAGAAAACUAUGGACUAUUUCAGGUAUUUAUAAAAACACAUAUUUUAUAUUAUGUUAAUAUUAUUUUAUAUCUCCAAAAAGCUGCCUUAGAAUAAUGGAGACGGGUGCAGCUACUGUUAUAGUUAAUUAAAUGUAUACCUGUGCGAAGAUAAACUAUAGCUAACAAAAAAAACGAUUCUGAGCAGAGUUCAGUUUGUGUUCAUGCCUUGUUUACAAUAUAAAUGUCAUAUUAUAGUAAAAUAAUUAAAUAGGGGCAUUAUAUAUUUUCUUUAAUAAUAUUUGUUUAAUAUUGUACUAAUUUUCUCAGUUUUCCUACGUUUUUCCCAGUUUUUCUGUGUUUUAUCCCGGUUUUUCACAUUUGCUGGGAAAACUUAGGAAAAUAAAAUAAUACCUCAAUAAAGUACACUCUAGUGAAAUUUCCUUUAGAAACAUUGCUAUUAUUAAUAGUUAAAGCAAAAUUUCUAGUAGAAAAGUUGUUCACACAAGAAAAAUAAGGUUUUUCAUCUUUGAUAAGAAAACUACUUAGAAAAUCGAAAAAUGACUUUUCUAAAGUACAUUCCUUGUCAGAUUUCCUUUCAGGAAAUGUGCUUUUAUUGUAAAUCGGAGUCAAAUUGCUUAUAGAAAACUGAAAAGAUGUACACAUGAAAAUAAAAGGCUGAAAUAUUUUUUAACUAAUACCUACAUUUAGUACAUUUUCCUGUUUUCCUCCGUUAUUUCCCAUUUGUUGAUAAAAAUUCUGGACGUAUCAAAAGAUGACUUCCCCACACCGAUUUAUUUUCAAAUAAAAGUGCUACGCUUAAAAAUCGAAGCAAAAUUUCUAAUAGUAAAGUUGCACAACAAAUCAAGGGAUAGUUUUUGAUUAAAAGAGUUCGAAUGAGCGAGCGAUAGCUCGGUCUCUAGGUGCAUCUAAAAUACCUUUUUUGUAUUCACUGUUUAGGUAAAAGGAAAAAAAAAAAGUGCUAACAAUUUUUAUCCUACACUCAGAAUCUAAAUGUACAAUUGUUAAUUGAAAAAAACUAAAAAUUUAGCGAGUUUUCUGUUUGUAAACAACUUUUCUAUUAGAAAAAUAAAGUGUUGAGUAUAGAGUUUUACCCUUUUCUGAAAGGUAGUUUUCUCUCCUAGAUGGAUUGAGAGGGUCAUUUUUCGAUUUUUCAAGGGGUUUUCGAAAUAAUCGGGAAAUUCCGAAAGAAAAGUAUAGGUGAAACUGCAAAUAUUUAUGGCGCGCGGCGGCGUUAUGGUUUUCAUUGUUUUUAUUAUAUUAACACGAUGUUAUCUACCAGAAAUAUUGCUUCAAUCUAAAAAUGACAAAAAAUCGAUUUUGUUCCUUAGAAUAUUUCGUCACUGAUAGAGAAAGUAGUUUUUGGAUAUCCAAAGGAGUUUUCCUAAUAAUUAAAAAUACCAAAAAAUUAAAUUAAUUAAUAUUUACAGUAACAUAGCGUCUCGGUUUCAUUAUUUGAAUAUGUUUAACUUGUUUUCUACCAGAAUAUUACUCCGAUAAAAAAUCGAUUUUUUUUCUUUUGAUACGUAUCCAUUGACAAAGAAAGUCGUUUUUUAAUAUCUUAUGCAUUUUUUUUAUCUGUGAACAACUUUUCUACCAGUAAUUUUACUCAAAUUUACAAUGGUAGCACUUUUUCUAAAAGGACAUCUUACUUUGGAUGUACUUUAGGAGGACAGUUUUUAAUUUUUCAAAGAGUUCCCAAUAAAUAAUAUAACCGGGAGAACAGGAAAAUAGGUACAUUAUUGAACAAAUAUUAUUAAAGAAAAUGUUUAAUGCAUAUGUUAUUUCACCAUAAUAUAGCAUAUACUCGUAUAUUUUGAUGACAAAUCAAAACUAUUUACUGAACACUGCAUGCAUAGAAUGGUUUUUAUUAGCAAUGGAUAAUCUUUUCUUACAGAUAUUCAUUAAUUCCCGUCUAUAUCCUACCUACCCAACUUCCCACCUACAACAGUGGCCCACCCACGUUCGAAGUAUAUCCAUCUUUUUUUUUUUAUAAUCAAUUGGGAAAAACAAAAAAGAUGAAAUUACGAUUGUUUUGUUUUUCAUAUGUUUUUCACUAUAAAUAUUGCUCUAAUAGAAAACGACAAGUCGCCAAUUUUGUUGAAUAUUUAAUUUACUUAACGAUUACGUUAUUUGAUUUUUGAUUUUCUCUAUUGUUUUAUUAAUAAUUAGGAAAAACCGGAAAAAACGACAACUGACAAGUUAACGGUUUUACGAUUUUAUUAUUUUAAAUAUUUACCCUUACUGUUUUCUACCGGAAAUAUUUUUCCAAUAGAAAAACAAGAGAUAUUUUAUUUUGAUGACCAAAAUAGUUGUUACUUAAUUAUCGAAAUAACGGAUUCAGAAAAAUAAUAAAAAUAAAAAACCAAUAGGUAACAAUAAUUAUUCGUGUAAAUAUUAAUCGAAGAUUGCAAUAACAGUAGAAAUAAGAAAUGUAUGUAAGUAAAGUAUGCGUUCUGUUAAGAGUAAAACACCAAAAUAUUCAGUCUGUCUUUAUAUUCGUAAUAUACAGUUUAGUACUAUAAUUUAGUUCUGGUUUAGAUUUUAAUUAAAAUAACACAAUUUUUGGAAAGUUUGACUUAGUCUGAUUUUGUAAAAGCACCAACUAUUUUGGUAUGGAUUAGUUAAUAUUUAAUCUUGACAAAUUAUACUACUAAUUUAAUUUUUAUUUCUAAUUACUAACGUAAUAAACAUAACUUAACUUUAUUGCGAUUUAAGAGGUGUUUAAUUAAGUACCCUGCACACACGCGCCAACUAAGCACCACUAGACUUUAAGAGUCAUAAUUCGAAAUAUUUAGUAAAAUAAAUAAGAUAAUUAAACCUUUUAAUGAAAAUGACCCUGAAUUUAUAUUGCAAAUUCUUUGUCUAGGUAUUGUAAAAUAAAUAGUUUUGAGAGGGUGGAUGGAAUAGAGAGAGUUAGAAAUAUAUGUUUUAGUAUGAAUAUUUAUUAAUGGAAAAUUUAGUUUUAAUUAAAAUAGUUGGGAUAUUUUACAAAGGCUUUAAUGAAUAAAAUAAUAAAUAGAACUUUAAAAUAUCUGAGUUUAUUUAGGAAGUGUGUAAUAAACUAAAUAUUAAAAUAUUUUGUUCAUUAUUAUCAAAUACUAUUAAGUAUAUUAUUUUGCAGGAACAAUGGAUGCGCGGGCAACCUGUGUUAGUUAGUGGUGUGGGUAAAGGUUUAAUCAAAUCAUUAUGGAAUCCAGAAUCGUUUUCUCGAGAUUUUGGUGAUCAAAUAAAUGACUUGAUAGACUGUAGUACAAACACAGUCAUACACGAUCAGCCAAUGUCAACAUUUUGGGAAGGAUUUGAAAAUGAUUCCAAAAGAUUACGUAAUAUAAAUGGUCAUUCUAUGUUGUUAAAACUGAAGGAUUGGCCACAAUCAGAAGACUUUGCCGAAAUAUUACCAGACAGAUUUAAAAAUCUGAUGGAUUGCUUGCCCCUGAAAGAGUACACUCAUCGAAAUGGCAAAUUUAACUUAGCUUCUUAUUUGCCCGAAUGUUUCCUUCGACCAGAUUUAGGUCCAAAAAUGUACACAGCUUAUGGUAAUGCAGGUACUACAGAUAAAUUAUUAGGCACCACAAAUUUGCAUUUAGACAUGUCGGACGCCAUCAAUGUUAUGGUUCAUGUUGCUAUUACAAAAGAGUGUAGUGACUAUAGAACUGAGUGGUAUGUAAAGAAAGCCUUCGAAAUAAUUGAAGACAAUGAAUGCGAUGAAGUGUCAAAGAAACGGGUUUUUGUAAAUGGAGAAAUACCCGGUGCCAUUUGGCACAUUUAUCAUGCAAAAGAUUCAAAUUAUAUAAGGGACCUGUUGCACAGAAUAAACAUUGAUAAAGGAGUUUUUAGGGAAGAAGGCAGUGACCCGAUUCAUGAUCAAUCACAUUAUCUAGACAAAAAUAUUAGGGACCGUCUAUAUAAAGAAUAUGGAAUCAGAGGUUACACAAUUAUCCAGUGUGCAGGCGAUGCGGUGUUUAUUCCAGCAGGAGCUCCUCAUCAGGUACUUUUUAUUUUAAUGAUAGCAAAUUGGAAAUGUGCCGUUAAUAAGGUGAAUAGAACCUUUAGAAUAAAACUUUUUAAAAAAAAGUUUUAUAUAGUUUAUAUAGUCAUAAUAUUUUAGUGUACAAUUUGUAAUAUCUGCCAGUUUUUUUUUUUUAAUGUUUAAUUAUCAUCCCGGUAUACAUAUUAAAUCCCAACAUUGUUAUUUUAGGAAUCAUAUUGUGUAUUGUAUAUUUUAAAAAUCUCUAUUCUGUACAAUAUGAAUAUUAAAAUAUCAUUUUUUGGACUUGGUGUUUAAUUUUCUUAGGGUGGUACUUUAAGCAGGUUAAUUUUAAAUUUUUGGACUGCUUUAUUUUAUUUAUUUUAAGGUAUAGGAGAAGUUCGGCAAAAUAAUAAAGGUGACACUCAACCCCAUUUAGUGUUACUUUGAGAUUUAAGUAUGGAAAAAUAAGGAAAUUGUAUGGUUUUUAAUUUUCUUUUAGUAACUUUUAGCAUAGAAAUGCCAUGUUUUAGUGUAGAAAUAAAUAUCGUGUACAUCCUAUCUAGUUUAACAUAAAUAGGGUAAAUUUUAACACAAUAUGUGUUAUAUCUGUUUUUAGUCAAAGCAAAUAUAAAACUUAUAUAAUUGUUAUUGAAUGCAGAAUUUAUUAUUUCUUCACAAGUUUCAAUAACUAUAUUUCUUAUGAUCAGCAGUAUUUAUGUAGUUAGGUUUAAUUCUUGCUAGGGGAUACUGCAGGUAGCGAAAGUCAUUAUCAACAAAUUUAAUGUAAAUUACUUUUAUAUAAUAGCAUAUAGGGAUUCUGAAUCAAAACAAUUUAUUUUCCUUUAAGUAAGAACCACUUUAACCUAAUCUAUAUAUAUUUUUUGUCAAUUUCAGUAUUUUCUUUUCAAAAUAUUAAUAUCGAAACGUUAUUAAUACUUUAAUUUCAAUUGAAUAUUAAUUUGAUUAUUAUAAUACAGAGUGGCUAUUUAUUUACAAAAAACAAAAUUUAAUUAUUACUAUUAUGAAUUUUAAUUAUUUUUUUGGUGUACACAAUGAUUUUUUAAAUUAUAAACCUGCAAUUUUAUGCACCAUACCUGGGAAUUUUGCAAUGAAUUUAUUUCCUGUUUUUUUUUUUUUAAUUUUUGGAAUUUUAAAACUUUAUUUGAAAAUCAUUUUUAUUUCCAUAAAUAAGUUUAUAUUUUGUUUUUUAAAAUAAUAAAUCUUUGAUGCACAUAAUACUUAUAUUAAACUUACUGUUUAUAAGUUAUAACCAUUUAAAGUUAGGCAGAAGUAGAUAAAGUUAUAAAUUUAUCAUUUGAAAAUAGAUAAGCAAUUUAUUGUCCUUCCCUACUUCUCUGGUCUAAACAUUAACCAGUUAAAACUCAUAACAGAGUUAUUUAUUAAAAUAUUGUUCAAAACUUUAAUUAUACAUAUACAAUAUACUAUUUGCAAGACAUACAUAUUAGAAGACAACUGUUUGUAAAUUAAAGAAACAAUUGAUAAACAUCAAAAUUAUUAUGUAUGAUUGCUCAUAUAAUAUGAAAAAUGUGUUAAAAAAUCAAAUUCCAAUCAUAAGAAUUAUAAAUAAAAUUAUAGUCUUUAUAUGUUAAAGAUGUCUUUUAUUGAGUUAAAUGUUAAAUUAACAAUACGUUAUUUGUAUAUAUGUGUUUCAGGUUAGAAAUUUACAUAAUUGUAUAAAAGUAGCUGAAGAUUUUGUAUCCCCAGAAAAUAUCCAUCAAUCAUUUCGCAUGACUCAAGAAUUUCGUAACCUAACUGAAAAUCAUACUAAUCACGAGGACAAAUUGCAGCUAAAAAAUAUCGCGUUUCAUGCAGUGAAAGACUCCAUUUCAGUUUUAAUGCAUACCCAACAAUAUAAUAUAAUUUAG